Molecule: messenger RNA, 232 nt
Organism: Sphaeroforma arctica JP610
Lineage: Eukaryota; Ichthyosporea; Ichthyophonida
Exons: 1
Source: RefSeq, a predicted model, not a curated record
AUGGAAGUCUUAUUGGCUGAGCAGAUGGAGCCCAUCCGUGUGUGCCAAACCGUUAACGCGAUGUUAUCUAGUAGUGAUCUGGUGCGUGGAGAUACGCUCGCCAAAACGGCACAGCUGAGCUUUAAGCUACACGCGUACAAGGACCCCAUGAUAUCAAACACAGCUGCUGCUGCGCUCAUGCAGCUGGUUAGUGUCUUGUUCGACCGUGUAGCGGAGGAGGAGGCGGUGGCAG